Messenger RNA from Monopterus albus (swamp eel), 1781 nucleotides. It is a transcript of the gene bambia, whose product is annotated as BMP and activin membrane-bound inhibitor (Xenopus laevis) homolog a. Gene Ontology annotation, molecular function: frizzled binding. NCBI's taxonomy places the organism in Eukaryota, Metazoa, Chordata, Actinopteri, Synbranchiformes, Synbranchidae. The transcript is spliced from 3 exons. Gene Ontology annotation, biological process: positive regulation of canonical Wnt signaling pathway; transforming growth factor beta receptor signaling pathway; negative regulation of transforming growth factor beta receptor signaling pathway. The record is from RefSeq and is a predicted model, not a curated record. The coding region runs from base 500 to 1276 and encodes 258 amino acids.
GUUGUAGGGGCGGGGUUCUGACGGACCACAGUUAUUUCUUCUGGGUGAUUGUCGUCUGUCCCGAGCACAGCGACAGUAUUUGCUUCAGUGGUACUGUUUCUGUUCUAGUAACACUUCUCUGUCCAGGGGUACAAAAGUGAUGCUUUACUGUGACUGGUCCACAGAGAAGCAGAGAUUAUCACAAGCGGUGGUAAUCAUAUUUUAGCCUUCUGCAAGGAGUAGCCUAUAAUUUUUCCCCCUUUCCGCUUGAAGACUUUGAGUUUUCCGCCUGUAGUAUUCCGGAGCGCUUUACUCGGUAACUUUUCUGUCUCUGAGAGAAAACAUUUCGGCGUGUUCUUUUUUUUGGCGCUUUUGUGUAUCAAUAAGGAUUUUCAGCUGUGUGGUUUCUACAAAGGGAUGCCUCAAUUUUCUCCUUAGCUACAUGUAAAUCUUUUUGCACACCAGACUCUGCUGCCGCCGCUGGACAUACGAGGGCGUUCUGUGCCUUAAUUGGAUGUAAAUGGGUCGCCAGUCCAGUUUCAUUUCUGUUUGGCUACAACUGGAGCUCUGGGCCAUGGCUGUGCUUCUCACUAAAGGAGACAUAAGGUGCUACUGUGACGCCCCACACUGUGUGGCCACUGGAUACAUGUGUAAAUCAGAGCUAAAUGCCUGCUUCACCAAGGUUCUGGACCCAGUCAACACAAACUCGCCCCUCACUCAUGGGUGUUUAGACCCCAUCAUAAAUGCUGCAGAAAUCUGCAGCAGCUCGAGAACCAUGGACGCCCUUGGUGCGGCCUCAGACUCAACUCUGGAGUGCUGUUACAAUGACAUGUGCAACUACAGAGGCCUGCAUGACCUGGCACACAGCAGGGACUCCACAGAUAGCCGGUACCAGCCAGAUAGUAACAGCAGGAACCUGGUGACCCGGGUGCAGGAUCUGGCUUCUGCCAAGGAGGUCUGGUUCCGGGCAGCAGUGAUCGCUGUCCCCAUCGCCGGUGGCCUCAUCCUGGUGCUGCUCAUCAUGCUGGCAUUGCGAAUGCUUCGCAGUGAGAACAAGCGGCUACAGGACCAGCGACAACAGAUGUUGUCACGUCUCCACUACAGCUUCCAUGGCCACCAUACAAAAAAGGGCCAUGUGGCCAAGCUGGACCUCGAGUGCAUGGUGCCGGUCACAGGCCAUGAGAACUGCUGCCUGACCUGUGACAAGAUGAGGCAGGCCGAUCUGGGCAACGAUAAGAUUCUGUCGUUGGUGCACUGGGGGAUGUACAGCGGCCAUGGAAAGCUGGAAUUUGUAUGACUUCCUGCUGGCACCCAUGUGACUGUCACUUCCCAGCUAGGACUGCUCUCAUUGUUGGCUUUUGCUUUUUUCUUUUACUUUAAAAGAAGAAAAUAGGAAUCUAUUUGUAUGGACUGCUGGGUUUAUGUUUUAUCUUUUAUGACCAGUGGCAAAAAAAAUAUUAGACUGAUUUUAUCCUGUGCGGUUUUUGCUAGAGGAGCACUUUACUUGAAGAUGAAAAAGCAAAAGCAGCGAGCAGUGAUAUUUAAGCAAAAGAGGGCAGGACUAUGCUUUGUCAUUGCUCCCAAGGAUCCUGGACUUUUUCCCCAGAUUGCUGAAGGAUUCCAAAUCUGUCUUGUUUGCACAUUUUGUAAAAACAACAAAGUUGUUGUUGCUUAAAACAAAAACAUUUACAAUGACACCAGGGUACAACAGAGACUCAUUUCAGGAGUAAAAUAAAUUCAUUAUCUAUAGGUGUGCACACUUCUCUGUGUACAUUUCAUCAUUCAAGCUUGGUGCGUGUAUG